ACGAAGUCAAAGUCGGCGGAGCAUCGCGAAUCUUGGUUUGCUCUCGCUGAAAUUUGUCGCUUUGCGAUGACACGCUCGUGGAAAACGUUAUCGGUGAACCGAGUGCACCGCGCUAUAAGCGAGAAACAGAUAAUGCUAAUUGAAGGAGGCAUUCAGUGUGUCACAUGAACGUUGUUUUUCACCGGAUCUCCCGACGAGAGUUUGUGCUUUCGUCGCGGCAAUAAAAACAAAUAAUAGUAGACUCGAUGCCGCUCUCGCGCACCAGGAAGGUUCGAGCGCUGUAGCAUCGAGAUCGAAUGAUAGUCAGAAGCAGGACAACAGUUGUGAGAAAAAUUCUCCAAAGUGUAGUCGGUGUUCGUUCGAAACUGAAGUUAACAAGAGGAAGUGUGAAAGACGUAAAGAGCUUGAUUAAGAAUUUGUGAUAAUCAGUCGCGAUUCUAAAGGAAAGAGACUCGAAAGUGCGGCCGGCGAAACGUCUCGAUCGUCGUUGAUAAAGAUCAAGAAAAAAAGAAUUCCGCGUGACGUAAUCAGUCCAUUUUCUCGCAAAUGAAAAGAGCAAACGUUAUUGUUAGUAGCUGAUAAGUGAAGACCGCUGGCCAGGUGUCGGCUGUUAUAAGACGUCCUACAUCAUUGCUCACGCAUCAGUAGAUCCUCCGCCAUCAAACUUGACACCCAUUCAUGCAACUGUUAGUCCAAUUAUUCCGCGAGCGCCGCGAACCUUUUCGUCUCGGCGACAAUACACAGUAAAAUGAAACGAGAUCUUGGAACGGAACAAACUGGAUGAGAAAGAGUUCAAUUUCUUGAAGAAAUCUUGGACGAAUCUUCGAGGUUUAAAAGUGGAUUAUAAGGAUUUGAUGGGAUCGCCAUUGAACAAACGAAGACAAAUUUGAUCGAUAAGUUUGGUUGAUUCAUAAAAAUCAGAUUUUGAAAGUAGGAGUGAUCGCCGGUGUUUUCUCAACAGUGUUCCAAGUUGUAAAAUAAUUUAUAAAGAGAGAAGUCAAACAUUUUUAGUCUGAUUAAAUUGCAGCUUCGUCAAAGUGCGUCGUACAGUAUCUCACGAGCAACUGUGAUAAAGCUGACUACCUGUGUGAUUAAGAAUCCUUCAAGUAAAAGCUUUCAAACGAGAUAUGAAGACCAUUGUGCGGUAUUAUCUCUGAAUAAAAGAUAUUCUUCGAAAUCAAAUAUCCCGCGAGUGUUUGUGUUGAACGAAAAAGGGAAAAGAAGGAGUAAAAAUGAAUGGAAAUGUUGCAAACGAUCCAAAAUCGAACGUGACGUCAACCUCCCUGGACAAAAGCGAAAAACAAAAUCUGUUGCCAUCGUUGAACGGACCUGCACCUGUCAUAGUAAAAGUGUCCAAGAGUACGAAUUCUUCGUUUAAGAGCAGGAGCCGGUACAGAGCAUGGCCAACGCGAAAGUUACGUCGUCGCGCCGUAUUGAAAAACGGCGAGUGCAACGUGCUCCAGUCCCGAAUUUCCAGACGUUCGUUACGCUUCCUACGGGACAUAUUCACGACCCUGGUGGACACGCAGUGGCGAUGGAUGUUGCUGUGCUUCAGCCUGAGCUUCGUGCUCUCCUGGCUGGGCUUCGCGGUGAUCUGGUGGCUGAUCGCGUUCAGCCACGGUGACUUCGAGAAGGACCACCUGCCGCCGUAUCAGAUCGAGAACAACUGGACACCCUGCAUCAACAACAUCUUCUCCUUCACGAGCUGCUUCCUGUUCAGCAUCGAAACGCAGCACACGAUCGGUUACGGGAGCCGUGGCACCACCGAGGAGUGCCCCGAGGCGAUCUUCGUCAUGUGCAUCCAGAGCAUCGUCGGCGUGAUGAUCCAAGCGUUCAUGGUCGGGAUAGUGUUCGCGAAGAUGAGCAGGCCCAAGCAGAGAACUCAAACGUUGCUCUUUUCACGAAACGCCGUCAUCUGUCAGAGAGAUGGCGAACUCUGUUUGAUGUUCCGCGUCGGUGACAUGAGGAAAAGUCACAUAAUUGGAGCGGCGAUCAGGGCGCAGUUAAUUAGGUCGAGGACCACCAAGGAAGGCGAGGUACUGUCGCAGAAUCAACAGGAGUUGGCCGUAGGCACCGACGGCCAGAAUGGAAACCUGUUCUUUAUCUGGCCCACUACCAUCGUUCACAGAAUCAACGCGGAAUCUCCGUUUUACAAUAUGUCCGCCGAGGACAUGCUGACGGAGAGAUUCGAGAUCGUGGCCAUCCUCGAGGGCACGAUAGAAUCGACGGGGCAAACUACCCAGGCUAGAUCUAGUUACUUGCCCCAGGAGAUUCUCUGGGGGCACAGGUUCGAGCCGAUGGUCACGUACUCGAAGGAGAGACAGGGCUACGAGGUGGAUUACUCCUUGUUCAACAGCACCGCGCAAGUCGGGACACCUCUGUGCUCCGGCAGGGAACUCGCGGAAUUUUACAAGGUGCAGGAGGAGCUUCGUCAUGGGAACGGUAUGAUAAUCGACGAGGAUUUCCUAACGGAAUCCUGUCAGGACAGCCAGUGCCACUGUGGUCACCGUUCUCACCUAAAUCAUCAUCACCACCAUCCAAAUCACCAUUUAACGUACGUGGACAGCGGCAGAAGUGAGACAAGCGCCGACGAGGCGACCACUUGUCGAAAUUCUUACAGAGACUCGUCCUAUCACGGGCCAGCGAUUGCCAAUCGUGACCACGGCCACUGCAAGAUUCUGGAUUUGGACCCGGACGGGAUCCAAGUGAUGGGCGAGGUCGAGCUACAGCAUUUGCCAGAACUGGUGAACAGAGAAAUCCUGAAGAACAGCCGCGAGAUCAUCUUCGAGGAGCCAGAAACGUCGCGAGAGGGGAGCCCGUUGUUGCUAAAGUCAACCAACCGGAAAAACUGGAAGCAUUCGCUCGUGGAUGAGGAAAGAAGAUCGUUGAACAGUUCCAAGAGAAGCCUCUAUCACAGAAACGUCAUUCGAGGCUUGGAGGAGGAUAAAAGGUCUCUGGAUGGAUCUAGAAGAAAUUUGAACGGGUCUAGGAAAUAUAUACUGAUCCCUUGGGACAAUAAGAAUGGGACGGAGACCGGCUACAGGGACAAUUUUGCCGUUAACAGAAGACACGCGGAGGGCAAGGAGUGUUUCAAUACAACGAGGAAGGCUAUUUGCGUGAAAGGGUCCAAAGAAAUCCAAGACGCAGACACCAGAGGAAGACUGAACUCCAAUGACGACAGAUUGAUAAUAGAAAUGGAGAAAUCGUCGAAGUCGCAUCAGCCGCAGGAGACGUUGACUAAAGACGGUAGUACCUCACUGUCGCAUCCUAAUUUAUCAUCGAACGGGUACGCUUCCCCUUCAAAGUCUCCGGUUCCAUCGAAUUCCUCAAACUUGUUGCCGAUAUCGGAUCUGUCGCCAGAGUCGGGCUUCUACGAAGGAACGCAGUGCAAUUCCAGCCCCGAGUACGUCAGGAGGGAUCUAAAAAUUCCCAAUGAAUCUGUGAUCGCGAGGAACAGAAGAAGUUACGAGAACGCGCAGCUUCAAGAUGUGAACGAAGCUUUGUCAGGACGUAACAGUGAUAACAGCUCGUUGGACAGCGAGGCAUCGAAGAAUUUAGCUAGCGAGCAUGGUUCUCGUAAAUUUGGUGAAAAGAAUGUCGCCGGGAAGCAGACAGUCUCGUACACGAGCGUCUGAGUGCCUUUCUUCUAAGUGCCAGUGCAAUUGAACAGAAAGAUCGAGUUUCGCGUAUUUUCCAAAGCAAGAUCGAAGUUGUUAGUCAACCCUCUAGCUGAUAAUGUGAGGAUUUGAACAUUUACUUUUUAUUAAUUUUAUGCAAAAGUCACGGGACUCCUUUGAAUUGUUCUUGUUAAAAUUAGGCUUUUGGAAAAUAUCCAAAUUAAUUAUUUCAUAAUUUAAAUUAUGAAAAUUUAAAUAUUGAGAAAGGAUAAACGUGUAAAAUCUAAAAGAUAUUGUUACAAAUAGUGAGUAAAAGGUACAAACAGGUUCAUUUAAAAUCCUCACAUUUUUGUUCUGAUAUAUAGUUCUGUUAGAUAAUUGGCAAAAUCAAUAUACAUAUCUUAGAAUGUAUGCAGUCGUCGCUUCUUAAAAUUCUUCUGGGUAAAAAUGAAUAUUUUGUACUAUUUAUUCUUUAUAUUCAGAUUCUUUCCAAUAUUAGCCAGAUUAAUGAUAUAUUAUAGCCAUAAUAUUAGCAUAGUCAAGCUAAUAUUAUUUUAACGAAAUCUUGCAAGUCGCAUGUAACAAGUAACAUGUGCGAUAGUAAAAUUAGAAAGAAACUAAUAAAUUUUGCAAAUUUACGAAUCAUCCACAAUUUUACUGAAAUUAUAAUAUAAAAUUGUAAUUGGUUGUUGUGAGAAAAUCCAGAUAUUACAGUGUAAGAUGAAAAUUUGUAAAAAAUUUAUACUCGUCAUUUUUCAAACUAUGCUAUAAGUAUCUGCAAAAUUUACGUUGUACAAAUUAAGUAGAAGAUACGCGCACAAUUAUUUUCUGAUUCGCCAUUUUACAAUGAUUGUAAAUCACUCCAAACCGCAGGUCGGUCACGAGCUUUCACGUGUAACAAUUGAAAGAGCCAAUCAAAUUGUGUCCAAUUUAGUAAAAUUAAUCAUCUAGAAAUGAAACGUGAGUAUAACUGUCUUUGUUCAAAGGCUCGAAUAAAAAAAAAAAAUAUUCACGAUGUCAUUCCGCGAGUGAAGCAUACGCUGGUCUAACUUUAGAAUGUAAAACUUUAGAAUUGAGAUAUUGUAAGUACUGAAAUUUGAGUAAUCAGAAUUAAAAAGGAAAGAACGAAAAGCUAAGGUUAAGUUAUUUAAAGUUGGCAUACUUGAUAAUAGAUUUAGGUAUGAAAAUCGACUAGACGUAACAAGAGUAUCUAGAAAACCGUCGAGAGAAUAUUUUUUGCAAUUUAGUACGUACUAAAUGUUAAGUUAAGAUAUUGUGACUGAAGCCAUACAUCAGUUACGUCCAUGCCUGACAAAGCAUCAAUGUUCAAACAAAACCAUAUAGAUUUACCAGUAUUAUGUCAAUCUCGGUAAAUUAAUCCAUUAAAGAUCAAGUAUUGAUACAGUGGUUAAAAAUUCUGUAUCAUUAUUGGGGAAACAUUGUAUGGUACGUAAAAUUGAAUAUAAAAUGAAAAGAAAUAAAUCACAAUAUUAUAUAGUGGUAUUCUUUCAAAAAAAGAAAGAGAAAAAAAAUAUUGCAAAUAAAUAGUCUUCAAUGGAUUAAUGCGACAGUCUGUACAACUGUAUCAACAACAAAUAGCGGAAACAAUAAAUUUUAUGUACGAUACUUGUAACUAUAAUAUAAAGAGAAAUAGAAGAAAAAUUGCGAAGAAAAGAAGUGCCUUGUCGAAAUAAGUUAGCUUCAACCCUCUUAGCGCCUUACAACUUUUUUCUGCAUCGUAAUCUACAAUUUGCAUUGUCAAACACGUUUAAAAUACUGCUUUUCAGUAGAAAAUUCAGUAUUUGCGGCGAGAUUCGCAUAUUGAGUACUAAGAGAGUUGAUAUUUAUUGCUUCCAGGGUAUUGUAAAUAGCUCGAUGUUUGUACAGUAGAACUCCGUUUAUAUUGAUUUACUUUGAUUUAUUUGGACUAAAUUUUUAUUAACAUUCGAUUACACGAAUUCUUGCUGGUUGAACUCCUGAACUGUUGUUACAUGAACAAGAAAGAUCACUAACACAGGAGAAAAUUAAUGGACUUCUCUUAUAUAAACUAUUUGUACCCUGACAAUAAUAAUAUCGUAUAAAUAAAGUUCUACUGUACAUAGAAACGUUUCCAGUUAAAAAAAAAUCACUGUCGAUCGCGAGAAUAAGUUUGCACGAAAUCGGUAGCUGUUUUCAGUGUUUCAAUCAAUCCGCACGGGGGAACCAAAUCGAUUUAUUUUGAUAUUAUUUAGACGGAAUGCGCAGAAAAACCUCGAUUGAGUGGUAGCUCCGCAUGUUCUUCCGGGACAUGGAUACCUGCCAUCGUGACUUCUAGCGUAAAUUGUGAAAAUGUUAUUUGUAAUAAAGAUCAUUUGAAAC
This is a messenger RNA of Frieseomelitta varia, 5975 nucleotides long. RefSeq lists its product as uncharacterized. NCBI's taxonomy places the organism in Eukaryota, Metazoa, Arthropoda, Insecta, Hymenoptera, Apidae. The coding region runs from base 1233 to 3635 and encodes 800 amino acids. The record is from RefSeq and is a predicted model, not a curated record. Gene Ontology annotation, cellular component: plasma membrane. Gene Ontology annotation, biological process: regulation of monoatomic ion transmembrane transport; potassium ion import across plasma membrane. The transcript is spliced from 4 exons. Gene Ontology annotation, molecular function: inward rectifier potassium channel activity.